AAUUGAUCUCGUCAACGUCAUUUGACUUGUUUGCGCCAUAUCUGAAAGCAAAGUGAACGUACAUACUACAUAGUCUAGUGGAAGUCAGUUGACUGGUAUGUGGGAUAAAGGAAAAGUGACAAUGCCAGAGAAAGUGAUAGAGGAAGAGAAAGAGAAAGACACUAGACCUUUCAAACAGAGGAAAUGUUUUGAUGUGCGGAGAGGAGAAGUUAGAGGCAUAAGAUCAAAAUUUCCAAAUAAAGUACCGGUGAUAGUAGAGAGGUACUACAAAGAACUGCAGCUUCCUGUGUUGGAUAAAUCCAAAUUUCUCGUGCCUCAAGAACUCUCCAUGUCCCAAUUUUCUGCCAUUAUAAGGAACCGAAUGUCACUAAAUUCCAGUCAAGCAUUUUAUCUCAUAGUGAACAACAAAAGUAUUUCAAGCAUGUCAAUGACUUUGGCAGAAGUGUAUCGGGAUGAAAUGGAUGAAGACGGCUUUCUUUACGUGACUUAUGCCUCGCAGGAAAUGUUUGGAGGAUGCUGAUAUUAUACUGCAGUGUUGUGAUAGGACAGUUUUCUCGGGUCUUGUGGCCAGAAUUUUGAAUUCAUUAUGCCGACAGAAUGCGCAGUUGUAUGGAAUCAGCGACAUGCGGUUUGAUAUUGAAUUCUAUGGAUGUGUCAUAAUAUGAAGGAGAGUGGAUUCUUAUUUCAUUAUUAGGAUUAAAUAUGAUUUUGCUUCAUGUCACAUGUAAAUUAAUUUAUAAAUUACAUUUGUAUUAUAUAGAUCUAUGGAUAUUUGAUUUUUUUCUCUCUUGUUUAUGUACAGUUUUGAAUUGUAGUGCUGUAAUAUGAAAUUGCAUCACAUUUUCACAGCAUGGCAUUCAUUUUCCUUGUAUGGAUGAGUUGAUUUUUGUAAAGUACAAAUUUCUAUGUAAAGUACAAAUUCCUAAAGAACAACAAAGAGUAAAGGAACACAGAUUGUUUUUAGGUCACCUGAAUGACUUCGGUGUCCUAAUUACUUGUCCCCAUCAGUGUCGGUCAUAUAAUGUCCAUCAUUAUCUGUUUCUCAGAGACUACUUUAAUCAUUUGUGACCAAAAUUAAAUGUCUAGCAUCUUCAGUGGACAGGUAUAGAAACAAAACUUGUAAUUUUUCUGGUCAUUGUCCCCAAAAGGUGAAGCCAACACCAACACCAAAUGGUGAUCCCUGGGUCAAGGGUUCAGGUGGUGGGACACGGGGCUGUAUAGCUUGUAUGCUGAAAAUGUUUUACUACUGAACAUUUUGCAUACAAACAUAGACUUGACAAUGUCUGGAUGGCAUAGGGAUCACCAUGUCUGUGUAUCCAUAAGCUGUAAUUUGAAAUGUAAUAAAAAGCUCAAAUUCAUCACAAAGGUUGCUGAGACCAGCCAAUAGGCAUUACUGUUAGUUUGACCAAGGUCAAGGUUACUAGAUAUAAAAGGUGCAUUAGAUGUUCAUACUGGCUGACAGAUUGCUCAUGGUGAGGAAGAUGCACUCUUUAAAUUUUUAACAUGCAACAUAUCUGUUUGCUUUUUGUUGUUUAGUACUCAGGUGACCAUUAAGGUCCAUGGGCUUCUAUUUAGCCAGUGGUUUAUUUGUGGAUAAUACACUGUACAAUAUGUCACUGGAUAAUUCGAUAUGUUGCUGGAUAAUUCGAUAUGUUGCUGGAUGAAUUCUACCUUUACAUUAUUGUGCAAUACACUUUCAACUCAUGUACAGAUAUUUGAAUUUACACCCUUUUGGUCUCAGAUUAAAUGCAGGUCUUUCAUUUUUUUGAUACCAUUUUGAUAAACUUUGGAUUCUCCGGUUUCCUUUGUAAGGGUCGUUAUGUGGAACUGUAUAGUGUAUAUGUCAAAGAGCCGAGUCUGCCCCACAUGUUGUACAGUUCUCAUUCCGUUAAUUGAAGAGUUUCCUCAUUGGAUGAAUGAAUUUAGAUUUUAUUCAUCCAAAAAUUGUUUUAGUAGUAUUAUUCAACUGUGUCUAACGUGUGCUGUUAAAUGUGCAAGCUCUGUGCAAUUGAAUCUCAGAUACAUUGAAUUGUCUCCGUUAUUGUAGUUGAUUUGUCGUGUGAUAAUGUGUAGUUAUCUUAUAUCUAUUGCAGUGCAAUAAACGUGUGUUAUAAUCAUACAACAGACAUGUGUAACUUAAGCAUUAUAAAAGUGCAAAUGUAUUGAAUCUAUUUUUUUUGACAAUGAUUAAUAUGCAGUUGCUAAAAUUUGUGAGUAUUUAGUAAAUUGUGUAGAAAUCUACAUUAACACUGGGAUUUUAGAUAACAUAUUGAUUCGAUCCCCUCCACAAUCUUGGUAUUAAAUAAUAAAGAUGUCAUGGUAAAAUGUGGUGUGUGUAUGAAUGUUCUAUGAUUCAUAGCUUGACUUUUUUUCAGUUACAUUACAUUAACUAUGUUACAUCACUGUUCAGUUAAUAAGAUUAUAUACAGUUAUCAUUGUUAGAUUUCCAUAUGUUGUAGGCCAAGUAGUUGAAUUUAAGAUAAUUUUGUAUAUAGCAAUGUACAUAAUCCUUUUUUAUUUAACUUUCAUCACAUUUUUCAAGAAAUUGAGAAGUAUAUUUUAGCAUGUAUGAAUAAUUGAAUAUUGACAGUAAACAUAAAUUUGAAGUACUAAACUAGGGAUUGGUUUUGCAAAGGUAAACACAGGUGUUUUUGAAGUUUACAGUGCACUGGGUUGUCUUCCAAAGCACCAAAAGUAAUGCUUUUGACUGAAUUGUUACAAGCUUUUGACUUUGGAUUGGUUGUAACAGAGAUGGUAUAUAUUUUUGACACAGAAAAGAAUUCUUCGUUGUAUCAUGCGUAUAAAGGCAUUAUGACAAUGUUUGUCUGUGAUUACUGGUAAUUUAUCAGUUUAACUUAAUUCCACCUUAAGAUGGUGGAAAGUGUGAUAUGAACAAUGUGAGAGUGUUCCAAAAACUAUUUGUAAUAAAUUAUAUCAAUACUUGA
This is a messenger RNA of Ostrea edulis (European flat oyster), 2945 nucleotides long. Its product is annotated as microtubule-associated proteins 1A/1B light chain 3C-like. Gene Ontology annotation, cellular component: autophagosome; autophagosome membrane; cytosol. The transcript has 4 exons. Bases 98 to 520 code for a protein of 140 amino acids. Gene Ontology annotation, molecular function: ubiquitin protein ligase binding. Gene Ontology annotation, biological process: macroautophagy; autophagosome assembly; cellular response to nitrogen starvation. The record is from RefSeq and is a predicted model, not a curated record. NCBI's taxonomy places the organism in Eukaryota, Metazoa, Mollusca, Bivalvia, Ostreida, Ostreidae.